GCGUUACCAAGAGUCACCAGGCGGAGACGUUCAUAAGACGCUCAAGACAUUCUGGUGACUGGACAUUCUGGUGACUGGACAUUCUGGUGACUGGACAUUUUGGUGACUGGACAUUCUGAGAUAUUCGAUAUAGAUUAAAUUUCAUUUCUUUUGAUUGUAUUAAUGAGAUCAAAGUAAGUUAUUGGAAAGUUAGUGUAUUCGUUUUAUUUUUGCUGCUUUCUUUCUCUAAUGUUGAUAAAGCCAAUUGUUAUGUGGAUCCACGUUGUUUAGUUAAUAAAACAUUUUUUUGUAAAGUUAUCAGAAACAACACAAUUAAUGUUAUUCACUGUAUUCAUGAUUUUUCCACAAAAAAAAAAAAAAAAAAAAAAAAAAAAAAAUCAUUUAUGAUCAAUUUCAAAUUUUUAUUCAAAGGAAAGUAUGGAGACAUGUUUUAUGAAAAGAUCAUUUUAAAAAUAAAUCAUUUCAAUUUUAAUUUUUUAAAAUCUUGCAAAUUAAUUUCUUUCUUCUUUCUUAGUCAUGAAUUCAUUACGGUUGUCUAUUGCCAUACUCAUAGCUACAACUACUUGCCUAAGUCUAAGCUCAGCAUAUGCAGAUGAAACAGAUUAUGAAUUACCAGGUAAUAUUUUAUGUGAAUGUGUUAAAUUUGACAAUGUGUAUAAUUACAAUCUUUUGGAGGACUCAUCUCAUUUAAAUUAAUCUGUUAAAAAUUUGAGUUGAGAAUCUGUCUUUCUGGGGCUUCAAAUUGAGACAAGGGAAAGACGAUUGAAAUGUAAAUAGAAUAUGCUGCAGUUGGUGACCCACCCCAGCAGUGUGUCUUGUGUGAAUGAAAUAGCGAAACGAGGUAUGUGGAAGCACUGUGCUCUUUAUGCGUUCUACGUCGAAGGAGUUGUCGAAGUUUUCAUCGUGUCAUUGUCAUACCGCCUACGGGGCUCCAUUUCGGGUUUGAUUAUAGAGUUUGCCUUCUCUUAGGUCAGCGGUUCUCAACCUGUGGGUCACGUCCAUUUUGGGGGUUGAAUGACCCUUUCCCAGGAGGCGCCUAAAACCGCCGAAAAACACAUAUACUUUACAGUUAUGAACUGGCAACGAACAUAAUUUGUUGGUUGUUGGUCGCCUGACAUGAGGGACUGUAUUAAAAGGUCACGGCAUAAGGAAGGUUGAGAACCACUGUGUUAGUUCAACGCGUCCCAUCCAACCGGGUUUUUUUGCGUUUGCUUGGGUUUGAACGAAAAAUAAUCUGCAGCUUUGCUUCUUAAUUUUAUGCAGGAAUUUGAGAACAUGUGUCAAAUGUUUUGAAAAAAAAAAUUGUGUUUAGUAGAUUGGGGACUCCAUUUUCAGUCGACAUAAAACAUAGCCUGCCAAAUUUCAAAUGGUAUGCAAGGAAGGUACAACGUGACAUUCAACUUAAAGACAAAGUUGGUCGUUACUCUUUACUUGGACUUCUAUACGAAAUAUCUCCCCAGAGCAAAAAUAUCUCUCGCUUUACAAUAAUGGCUUAUUCAUGUCAUUGCUAUUUUGAAGAAUAUAAAUUUAUGAGAAACUAUUUUCAAGGAUGAAGCCCGUGAGCAAUAAAACUAACGUACGCAAGUGAAACAAAAACGGCAGAAAACCAUCUGAUGAGCAGCUCAAGGAACGUCCAUAGAAACCGAGUUUCGAAGCAGUCAUGUCAACUCUAAAGUAAUGCCAAACAAACAUCUUACUACUGCUGCCGUCGUUCUUUAACUUUUACAAUAAAAGAAUUCGUGAAUUAAUUAAGCUGAAACGACUUUAAUAUGUUAACUAUGAAUUCUAAUUUAUUUUCUUUGUUUGUUAGUUGUUGUUUUUUUUUUUUGUUGUUGUUGUUUUUUUUUGUGUCGCUCAUCAGCCUGAUCUAUAUUUAGUGUUGUGUAUUCUAUAUGUGGCUCAAAACAACUCGUCUUCUUCCUAUGUGGCCCAGGUAUCUUAAUAGGUUGGAAACCCCCGUAUUAAAUGCUGACUGAAAACCAAACACCUGGACAUAAGUCAUCGAAUUGUUGACAAACAAAUGUAACACUAGUUUUAAUGGAGCGAACGUUGGAAGUCAAUAUUUAUUUACCCGUAAACAUCAGGGGUAUGUUUUAAGGGGUAUAGGGUUCGGGUAUGUGGUAAUCGGGUUGGGGUAAGGGGUUUGGGUUAAGGAGUAUAGGGAAGGGAUAUGGGGUAUUGGGUAAGAGGUAUGGGGUUCAGUGUAUGAGGUCAUGGGAAUGAGGUAAGGAGUAUGGGGUUUGGGGGGAGGGAGCUCGUGGGAGGGGACAGCUUUCAUUGACUAUUUUAUUUUUCGAAAAUAUUACAGAAAACAUUCAACAUAUUGAAUUUAUUACAUAUGAAUACUGUAGUCUUAAAAUAUAUGAUGGUAUUGUCUUGUCACGCGUCUGUCUUAUUGAAAAUGUCACAUGGGAAAUGGCGUCAGUGGGACGUCGAGCGUGAGCUCCUAAUGCCCCCCCCCCCUUCUUCCGGCAAACCCCCACAAGAGUCAACGCUGGGUUUCCCCGCCACUCUGGAUUCUUAGUGAAAAUGUCACAGGGGAAAUGGCGUCAGUGGGCCGGCGAGCGUGAGCUCCUACUGCCCCCCCCCCUUCUCCCGGCAACCCCCCACAAGAGUCAACGCUGGGUUUCCCCGCCACUCUGGACAUUGGGUGGCUUUGCUUCCCCUCUGGAGGAAUGGUGUUACGUUGCCACCCCCACCACCCACGUAGUCUUUCGGUCGGGACGGUACGCUGGGACGAAACGGUCGCCUAGGAGCGGUUUUCCCCCGGCCGCUUAGCUAAAAUCAUCGGCAUGGGUUGUAAACCGCCACCCAAGCCUCAUAUCCACCAACGGCAACACGUAAUCAUGUUACGACGUUACUGCUCCCGUUUCGUUGGGAGUCAUGCGGUCGGCCGGGGUUUUUAGCUUCGGGAGAACAGCACCUCCCUACUAGUCUGCCACGAAGAGGCAAAGCCAAUGUGGACGCCCCCGAGUUUCCCCGGGGACGCGUUCCUCACGAGCAGGAACCAGCGUCUGUCUUAUUAAAACUGUUGAUUCCUUCUUCUGCCCACCAGAUUACAAAGAUCAUCCCUGCAUACGGGCGUGUGAAGACGGUGCCCCGUCCAGACUGUGUAAAUACACCUGGGUUCUAGAGAACUAUUACAUCCUGUCAAAGGCGUGCCACGAAUGCCCGUUCAACCUCUCGCAUUGCUACUUGCGUCACUGUGUCCCCGGGGACGGCGUGUCACGGGGCAUCAAGACAGCUAAUAGGAUUAUGCCUGGACCACCAGUAGAGGUCAGACAUGGUUUUCUUUGUUGUAGAGACCGACCGAAAGUGAUUUUCUGUUUCGGCCGAAAACGAAACUGGGCCGAAAGUUAAAAAUGACUUUCGGCCAUAACCGAAAAUAGGCCGAAAGUUAAAAAAAUGACUUUCGGCCGAAACCGAUGCCGAAGCCGUAAAUGAAAUGUUUAAUAUUUUGAAAUUAGUUCACUCAUACAUUCUGCAUACAUCGAAAAUGAUGGGGGGAAAUUAUCAGUGGAACCUCUCAUAACGAGUUUAAUUCGUUCCAGACUCUUACUCGUUAAGCGAAACACUCGUUAAACGAAACAAUUUUCCCCAUACAAAUCAAUGUAAAAUACGAUAGUGACCAUGCUGAAAAAAUACAAAUUUUUCAAAAAAUUGUAUUAACAUUUAUUCAAAUAAAAUUACUUAUGAAUUGUUAAGGAGUGUAACAACUUGGAAUACAAUUUAGAUUUGAAACCAAAAACGUAAACAAAAAUAUGAAUUUAUGACAAAUAAUUCAUCCUUUUUAACUAGAAAACUUGGUCUUUACUAGGUCUUUCGAAACAAUUGGUCUAUAAUAGGUCAUUUAUAACACUUAGUCAGUACUAGGUCAUAUAUAUUACACUUGGCCUGUACUAGUUCAUAUAUACCUCUUGGUCUGUACUAAGUCUUAUAUAACACUAGGUUUGUACUAGGUCAUAUAUAACACUUGGUCUGUACUAGUUAAUGGUAAAUAAUUGGUUUGUACUAGGUCAUAUAUAACACUUCCGGCUACAACAAGAUGGCGGUAUAAUAAUACACAAAAGGAAGGAAUCUCAGUGUGAAGGCGCUUCAGUAAAGCAAGGGAGAUAGUUAAAAAUGAUUAUUAGAAAUUGGCUUCAGCGCAAGAAAAUUCGAACUUCUAAUUAAUUUUAAUUGUUUUGCGGUUUCAUUCAGGAUCAGAAUUUAUGCUGUUAUCAACGUAUUUCUCCUUCUAAAUACAACUACAAUAUAGAUCUACUGUUAGACUGAAUAGUAAGAAGCCAUCUUGUUCGGAAACAGCCGGAAGUCUCUGAACUCAGCUCUCACCUGUGGUUCCAAGAAGCUGUAACAUGCACAGCGACCAAAACUCAGGCAACGAUUCCAGGUUGAGGGUAGCCGAAAGGCAUAGAACUUUCGGGAAAAAGGGCUUGUGCCCCAUAGCAUGUAAAGACUGGAUCCGGCAAAUUGUGCGGAAGAACCUGUGAAUCGCUGAGAGCAUGGCCAGACACGUAGAACGCCAUGAUCAUUCACUAGAUGGGUGAAUGGAUGGCCGAAUGGUCUAAACUGAGCAAACCUCAAUUCCAGCCAAAGGCCGGUCAAGCAAAAACAUCAUCCCGGGUGGAUGAGACUCGUUAACCUUGGUCGGCAACUGAUCUACGAGAAGGAAACUCUGAAUUCCAACCCGGAGUUGGAGUCCCGUAGGGCGCAUACAAUGACAAUUCCUGCAACCGUACCCAUCCCUGGUCGUCUUGACGUAGAGUCCUGCCACUGGAUAUGGUGGGCCCGGACGAGUGAGUGAGGCAGACGCCGCGCAACUCUUCCUCACUUUAAGAAAAGUCACUAGCGCAAGUCAUCGGUCACCAGACGACUCGAUGGUCAUCGUCGAUCCUCGACGGACGAACAACAAAAAUAAACACUUGGUCUGCACUAGGUCAUGUAUAAAAAUUAGUCUCUUCCAGGCCAUGGCUGAUAAUUCAGCAAGGGCUGCGUUCCAGACGAGGGAAUGAAAUAGCAAGACCACGAUGUGCAAACGCUAUGGUGUUACAGAUAGACGAAAACAGACGAUUUGAUCCCACCCCCUCCCCACAAACCUGAAACGUUUAAACUCACAUCAAUCACAAUUUAUUCCCCCCCCCCCUAGUUUUCUAACACAGAUAAGUAUAACAUCCCAAAUGUUUAAUUGAGAUGUGAUACCAGCGCUUACAAAAAAAGCAGCGCUCACCAAGCUCUAGAGUUUGAGAGGACCAGUGGACAGGUACGGAAUUUGACCAAGAACCGUGGCCAGAUUCAUUUAGUAUAUUUUCUUUUUUUACCAUAAAAAUUUAAAUGUGAGGACCGCCAGCAUAAGGUUCGAUGACCGGUUUUACCGACCCCCCUUUUCAGGACUGCUGUUCUAAACCAUCACCAAUGGGAGUGUCGUAGAGUCUUUCAGUUUUAAGUAUGUGACAGACUUCUCUUUAUCUAUUAUGAGUGUGAGUCGAAAAGAACAUUUUGGCUAUGAAACAUAACGCACGUCUUCAAUGUUCGACAAAGAAUCAACGCAUGUGGAGAGAAAAACGGAUAAAACUUAAAAUGAAACUAAAUCUAAAAUUAUGGUGGCCGUUUGGACAUCCACAAAACUCAAUCACUUGUUGUUUAUUCUAUGGAACGUAAUCUAGCAGUUAUACGUUUCUGCUUAAACGUAGUUGAAAACAACCCAAAAAAAAACAAAAACAACCAAACAAACAAAAAACGUUGAACUGAAUGAAGUACCGUUAAGUGUUGACAUGUAGAUAUGUGUGAAUUGUUCGUGCAUCAAAGACGCCGCAGGCGUUGUGGGGGAAAUGUCAGGAUAUAUCUCGUGUCACGGUUCAUGUGAUUUCCACUGUGAAAUCUAUGCUCUUCCUUCGCAUAUAUUAUCGACAGUCUGUGAAUAUUUUACAAAAAUAAACAAGGACUAAACCUACAUACUUCAGGCAGAUUAAUUAUAUAUUUUUGGGGGUUGGGGGCGGGCAAAUCUAUUUUAACAAAGACCUGAGAUUGAGAUGUUAUUGAAUGACAAGAGCCACACUCGCAUGUUACUUACAAACAGCGAUUGGUUAUGGAAAUUAAGCUUUUCUGAAAAGUAAACCAAACACUCUAGGGAAUUAAAUCUCACAUUUCAAGGCGUUUCAAAGCUUGUGUCUGACAUACACAGCGAGUACGGCAUGCUCACCUAGUCCGACAUGCACAGCGAAUCGGACAUGCACACAGAGUCCGACACGCACAGUGAGUCCGACAUGCACACCGACGCGAAGGCCUUCCAGAAAAUAAAUGAAGUUUGUUCAAAUCCUAGCUUUUUUUCACGUAACUUCUAUGCCGAAAUCAAGAAAGCUUUUUCCCAAUGCCUGCCGUUUGUGCAUGUAGUUCUUUUACGAGCUAUAUCAGGACCUUAUCUCAAUAUGUCUACCAGAGAAAUACAAAUACGAUUAUUCCAAAACCAGUUUGAGUGUGUUGUUGCGGAGCUGUCACCCGUAGAACCUCAAGUGGAAGCGAUCGAUAUGCAAAUCAAAGAUUUUUUAACAAAUUCAGAUUUGUUAAAGAAUGGAAACUGAUCAAAUUUAUAAGUUGCUCUUGGGUGAUCAAAGUAUUUGGUCGUUGAUUCAUUUCUAUUUUCGGGACUACCUACUUUAUAUUACAUUUUAAUUUCCGCCACUACGUACUUUGUAUUACACUUCAAUGUUCACCACUAACUACUUUGUAUUGCAUUUCAAUAUUCGCCCCUACCUACUUUAUAUUACAUUUCGACAUGAAAAUAAGAGUGUUACACAUUUAUUUAGAUAUUUUGAUUUUAUCUAUAAGCCACCGAGAUUUUGUGACAAAUACAUCCGCCACCCCCCCCCCCCCCCCCCCCCUUUCUGAGCCCGAUUAAAUCUUUUUCCCGGCUCCCAAAUCAAAAUGAGUGUUCCGAUCUUUGACAUGAAAAUAAGAGUGUUACACAUUUAUUUAGAUAUUUUUAUUUUAUCUAUAAGCCACCGAGAUUUUGUGACAAAUACAUCCGCCCCCCCCCCCCCCCCACGCCAACUUUCUGAGCCCGAUUAGAUCUUUUUACCGGCUCCCAAAUCAAAAUGAGUGUUCCGAUCUUGUUCUAUUUCAAUAGUAAAUACUAAAUGGAGCCCGCAAAACAUUGGCGAUAUCAAUGCGUGAACUUCCCAUCUACUAAAGUUACUUGACAAAAACGUGAACUCAAGCUACGCACAUUUAAGAAUGCCAAUUUUGCUACCCCCCCCCCCCUCCUUUUUUUUUCAUGACUCGUCACGGCACACUUUUUAUUUCACGUCGACCCGCGGCUUAGCAUACGCCGCGAGCUGGCUGGCAAGUGAGGGUGGCAAGGGAAGGGAGGGUUUGCCUGCGUCUUGCUUGCUCUGGCGUAUCUAUAUAUAGCCUGCGUGUUGUUUGACCCUUCUUGUUGUUUGACAGUUGCUGGCGAAUUAUAUAUAUAGAUUAUACGUGCAUAUAAGAUGUCUAAAAAUAUGGUGUUUAUCUUUUUUAAGGUAUGUGAAGGCGACACAGUAGAAGUUACAGUGGACAACAGAAUGGAAGUGUCUGAGGGGACGUCCAUUCACUGGCAUGGACUAACGCAGAGACAUUCUCAAUUUAUGGACGGUGUGGCCAUGGUGACCCAAUGUCCUAUUCCCGCACAUUCUCGUUUUACCUACAGGUACAUGAUUUUUAUCUUAAAUUCAUUUAUUGAUUUGUGAAACUAUACCAUGGGGCUAAACUCGUGCUGUCAUCGAUGGGAAAUCUUAACAGCAAGAAAAUAUUAGAGUGACAAAUAAUGUUUAUAGUCUUGUGGGGGUGGGGUGGUGGGAAAGGAGUGGGAGUUUGGAAUGAGCUCUCAGUCUGUAUGACUCCGGUACACUAUUGGCAACACUGUCCAUCUGAUAUGUUAUACCAUUCAACAUGGUAUUAAGGUAGGACUCACCUGCCAUGCUUGCUCUCCCAAAUACAAGUUUUGGGCACGCAGUGAAAAGUAUGUUUUAGCGUUUCUGGGGGCGAGCGUGCAAUGCCGACAGUUCGUGGCCCCGUUGUGGUCUAGCCAGUAAAAGUAGGACUUUGUUGGACAGUGUUCACUUGCAUCUGAGUACCAAGCUCUAAUGCUGGCGUCACACUUUCCACUUGCUGGAUUGGAGCAUGUCUGUGUGAAAACCUCUAUGACAUCCCACAGUCCGUACUACUUUUAUCCUUAAAUUGUCCGCCAAGAACCCUUUUGUACUGAAAGAGAUGAAUGGAUGUGACCGGGCAAUGUCCGCUUGUUCGUUGCCCCUAACGUUCACAUGACUUUUUACCCAUUUCCUUCAAUGGACUGACAUGAUUGAAUACUAAAAAAAAAGUCCAAACAGAAAAACGUGUAAACUGAAUAGAUGUAACAAUUAUGAAGCAAUGCCCACUUAGAGGUUCUAGGUCAUAUAAUAACAUUACAUUAAAAAAAUUACGACAGCAACUGCAUACAUAGCACAUGACACAUUACCGCAGUGACAACUGCGCUGGUAACUCUCUUGUUGAAAGGUUUCGAUACAUUCCGUCGCCUUUGAUGCGAGUCGGUAUUUUUAGCAUUCUGUUUUUGUUCUUUCUGACUAGCACGUAGUCCUGUGUACCACAUCGUCUUCAGCGUUCCUGUUCAGCAGUGUGAAUCUCGGUUUCUUCAUGGCUUGCUUUCCGACUGACCGACUUCUUUGAAAUACUAGAGCAAAAUGCUAAAUGGUGUGGAUUUUUCAACUAUUGAAUUACGAAAUGACUCUGGGAGGAGAAGGUCAAAGUAACAAAACCUAACUUUUAUUAGAGUAGAGGAUCCCCUAAUGUUGUGCUAUUGAUCCAGACUGUGUCAGAUACUUUGGUAUUUGAAGCAGGGACAACUCUCUAACGAAAGAGGAUGUGCUCGAAGCUCACAACGUUACGAAAUAAAUCUUUUUAUAUCGAUGUUAUUCAGCGGACGCAUUAUUUUCAAACCCGGCAGAGAAAUUUUUAACGAAAUGGGUCUACCCUGUCGGAUUAAAUGAGAACCGCUGCCCUGAGGUGUUACGUUGAAAUUCCCUGGUUUAUUGAAAGAAGCUUUCAUCUCAUUAUUUCCAUUUUGUUUGUAUGGCAAUCUUGAUGUAUAAAGCUUUGCGCCAGUUCACCACACUGCCCCUAAUGCAGGCCUAACACAGAAACCAUUUAAAUACACAUACGACGUAUUUGAUCUCCAUCCUGGAGGUGACAAGUGGGUACUGAACACAUCGAGAGGCAUGGUCGCCACUAGGGCUUUUUUUUUUACGGUUACCGGAAAUUUGAUCGAAAGAAAUUUCGUCGACGGUAAAUUGAUCGACGGUAAUUUGAUCGAACAGAAAUUUGGUCGAAUCUUUUUUUCAGUUCACGCGUUACAAUUUUCGUCAAAUUUCUUUUUGAACGCAUUAUACUAUUUAGUAAAACAAAAUAAUUCGUUCUAAAAGAAAUUUGAUGCAAAAUUGUAACGUAAAAAUUGAAAAGAAGAUUCGAGCAAAUUUCCGUUCGAUCAUAUUACCGUCGACCAAUUUACCGUCGACGAAAUUUCUUUCGAUCAAAUUUCCGGAUAUUUCCGUUCGAUCAUAUUACCGUCGACCAAUUUACCGUCGACGAAAUUUCUUUCGAUCAAAUUUCCGGAUACGGUUUUUUUACAGGUGGGGGGGGGGGGUCACUCUGUCACCCUCGGCCGGGAUACUCUGUAAGUAGGAUUUGUAAGUCAUGACAUGUCAUGACAAAUAGCGGACUGGCAUAGUUACAUAUUCUUAAUAGUGUCUUGUCAGUUGCAUAGAUCUGACUAAAUUGUUACGGAGACUUUGACUUGAGUUGAUUUCGUUUCUCAAUGCUGGGCAAUAAAUUAGUCAAUUCAGAAGAAUUGGGCGUCCAUGCUAAUGGGCAAGGAUAGAGUCGUGUGCUACAGUAGUUCAAGAGUAAAGUUCGAUUUUUUUCAAAAAUGUAUUUUAUCCUAAAUUACGUCAUUUUUAUUUUUAAAAAAUCAUAAAACUUUGGCACAUACUUUUCCAGGUCCCAAAUACACUUAGUCUCCACAACCUGAAGACUCCACUACCCUAGGUCUCCACUACCCCAAUGUCUCCACUACUCUAGGUCUCCACUACCUGAGGUCUCAACUAUCCCCAUGUCUCCACUACCCUUCGUCUCCACUACCCUAGGUCUCCACUAUCCCCAGGUCUCCAUUACCCUAGGUCUCCACUACCCUAGGUCUCCACUACCCUAGGUCUCGUCUACCCUAGGUCUCCACUACCCUGGGUCUCCACUACCCCCAUGUCUCCACUACCCUAGGUCUCCACUACCCUAGGUCUCCACUACCCUAGGUCUCCACUACCCCCAUGUCUCCACUACCCUAGAUCUACACUACCCCAGAACUCGACUACCCGAAGACUACACUACCCCCAUGUCUCCACUACCCUAGGUCUCCACCACCCUAGGUCUCCACUACUCUAGGUCUCCACUACCCCCAUGUCUCCACUAUCCCCAUGUCUCCACUACCCUAGGUCUCCACUACCCUAGGUCUCCACUACCCCAAUGUCUCCACUACUCUAGGUCUUCACUACCUGAGGUCUCAACUAUCCCCAUGUCUCCACUACCCUUCGUCUCCACUACCCUAGGUCUCCACUAUCCCCAGGUCUCCAUUACCCUAGGUCUCCACUACCCUAGGUCUCCACUACCCUAGGUCUCCACUACCCUAGGUCUCCACUAUUCUAGGUCUCCACUACCCCCAUGUCUCCACUAUCCCCAUGUCUCCACUACCCUAGGUCUCCACUACCCCAGGUCUCCACUACCCUAGAUCUCCACUACCCUAGAUCUCCACUACCCUAGAUCUCCACUACCCUAGGUCUCCAUUGCCGUGGGUGAAUCCCUGUGUAUUCAUCUACCGCAGGGGUCGGGAACCUUUUGCUCGCGAGCCAGUUGUGGCUCUGUUGAUGGCUGCAUCUGGCUCGCAGACAAAUGUUUGAUUAUAUAAAAAAAAUAUUUGAUCUGCAUAUUAAUUGCAUAUCAAUAUUUCAUUCUACACAUUUUCUACAAUUUUUAGUUUUAAACAUAAUGUAUGGCUCACACAGAAUUACUUUUCAAAAUAUGUGGUGCCCCUGGCUGUCUCAGACAAAAAGGUUGCCGACCCCUGAUCUACCGUGUGUCGCAAAGUAAACGCUUAAUACACUGCUAAUCUGCUCUAACUUCAUUUUCUGAACAACCUCCCGCAAUCCCUGAAUCAAAUGAUUCCUGCCAUAUAAAUUCUUUCCCUACCUUGUGGUCUAUGCAUUCUCAAUGAACCGUAGUCAAAUAAUAAAUAUGCAUGGCCGUGGCUGUCGGGAAGUUGGGGGAGGGGGGGGGGGCAUGAUUCACACGCAACAUUUAAUAUUAUUUUUAGUUUUUGAUGACGUAGCAGAGAUCAAAAGCUCGCUCCUGUGUGCAUCACGUGGUGAUGUUUUGUUUUAUGUGUGUUAGUUUGCCGGUUUCUGUCGUUUGUGUCACGCAGCCCAUGGAAGAGGGGAUUUUUAAAAAUGUAUUCCAUUGCAGUAUUGCAGCGGUUCUCAGCCUGCGGGUCCAAACACUUACACACGGGGUCGCCUAAGAUCAUCGGAAAACACAUUUUUAUGAAGUAGCAACGAAAAUAAUUUUAUAGGUUUUUUUUUUUUUUUUUUUGGGGGGGGGGUGGGGGGUGGGGGGUGAGAACCACUGACCUGUUACAACUAUAAUAACAGUUUACCUCUCUAUGCUUGUCAAGGCUGAAGAACGGUUCGCUAAGUUAAUAUAAUGCUGAAGUGGAAUCUGAAAGGAACAACAUAUUUGUUUUAUUGAUAUAUACGUAUAACUUGAUGAAUGGUUCCCUUGGGUGAUGGGUUAGUGGGGGGGGGGGGGCAGUGGGGGCAGUGGUGUACGUGUAUAUUGUGUUUUAUUGGUGCCCUUUUUCGUUCACAUUUUUUUUUUGAGUUUGGCCAUGGUUUAGUUUCGAGGUCACUUAGGCGCCCAAAUUUAACCAUUAAUGCUGAAGUGGAAUCUGAAAGGAACAACAUAUUUGUUUUAUUGAUAUAUACGUAUAACUUGAUGAAUGGUUCCCUUGGGUGAUGGGUUAGUGGGGGGGGGGGGCAGUGGGGGCAGGGGUGUACGUGUAUAUUGUGUUUUAUUGGUGCCCUUUUUCGUUCACAUUUAUUAUCUGAGUUUAGCCAUGGUUUAGUUUCGAGGUCACUUAGGCGCCCAAAUUUAACCAACAAAUUAGCAAAAAAAAUUGAAUACGAAACAGACGUCGUUAGCAAGUUCCCUUGGGAAAAGGGAAAAGGAAAUCAGUGAAGAGACAGGAGAAGAGCCUUCAACAUCGAAGAAACAUACAACUUUUUAACAGAAAAUACCAUGAGUCCUACUUGAAAUACGGAUUUAUCGGGACAGGUGAUUCCCACACACCAACCACGCUCCUCAUAGUUUGCGAUGACCGGCUCUCUAAUGAGGCAAUGAAACUUUCAAAACUGCUUCGCCACUCAAACGCCGAGCACCCUGGAUAAAACGACACGCCCCUGGAGUAUUUUGAAAGAAAAAAAUGGGAACACGAAGGACAGAAGAAAUUUCUGAGGGCCACCACAUCAAUAAGGAGAGUGCACUGAGAGCAUCAUAUUUGGUGGCUAACCGUAUUGCUAUGGCCAUCCACUAUCGGUGAAGAAUUGAUCUUGCCCUCCACUAAAGACAUUUGCCGUGAACUUCUAGGAGAGAAUACUGUUAAAAUGAUAGCACAUGUGCCUUUGUGGGCUAGCACUGUGACUAGGUGCAUUGAGGAAAUAGCCGAAGACAUUUAAAUACAAUUGUUGGAGAGGAUUAAUACAUUGAUUGAUUGAUUGAUUUUGAUAUUUAUAUCGAGCGGUUAUCCAUGCCACUUUAGCAUGCCCACUGUGCUCUGGUACUGGUACGCACUUUUGACGAACCUACACGUAGAUUCCCUCUCAGGUGUAACCUCCUUAAGCCGAGCAGUUAAACCAGACAGUCGCCAGGUCAUGGCAGCAGCUCCGUCUGUGCAUAUGCCAAGACAAAAGAACGAUUUUAGUUGUCCUGAUAUAUUGGUGUGUGUUGGUUGGCAGAGAUAGUUCACAUAAGAAAUUCUCAUGCACAUCCUCCUGUUUAAGAUAUCGCACAUAAACAAGUAGUAUUGACUUGUUGUUCUUAAAAUCUACGCAUUGUAUCAUUCACAUGAAAAUGCGGGAAAGCCGAAAAUAUCACCGGAUUUUAAUUUUAAUAACUACAUCAAAGCACACACCUUUAACUCGCGCCUUUUUGAGCAGCUUCGUGAUAAGACGGACGCAGAGCACAGAUGCUUUCUCCUUUACACAGAAAUAAGAUGGUUGUCCAGAAGAAAAUGGCUAACCAGAGUAUUUGAAUUACGAGAGCCAUUGCAAAGAUUUCUCUCAGAAAUGACGUCACCGCUGGCAGUGCAUUUCAGUGACAAGGUAUGGGGCGCAAAACUGGCUGUGACCUGUGUGACAUAUUCAGCCUGCUCAGUGAACCAAAUCUGUCCUUUCAAAACUGGCUGUGACCUGUGUGACAUAUUCAGCCUGCUCAGUGAACCAAAUCUGUCCUUUCAAAACUGGCUGUGACCUGUGUGACAUAUUCAGCCUGCUCAGUGAACCAAAUCUGUCCCUUCAGGGGGAAAUGACAACUGUUUUCAAGUUGGCAGACAAAGAAGCUGCACUUAAAAAAGCCAAACUUGAGUCGUGGGGACGGCGAGUGAAUAGAGGCUUCUUGGACAUGUUUCAAACAUUAGCGGAGUUUUAAGGCGAGACUGAGCCUAAACAUUCAAUCUCCAAGUCGGUGUACGUUCACAUGUCUUUGCUUUUAAAAAAAGUUUGAGUGCUACUCCCAAAAAGACCCACGAACUGGUAAGGAAUGGAUCCGCGACCCAUUUGUCAACAAACCAGGCGAAUCUAGCAUGUCUGUACAAGAAGACGAUCAAAUGCUGGAGGUUGCAAACGACGGCGCCUUGAAACUACGUUCGAGACAACGACACUGCCGGUGUUCUGGAUUAAAGUCAUGGCGGGAUACCCUGAGAUUGCCACCACGGCACUUAAAUCCUUAUUGCCAUCUCCGACACUCUAUCUGUUUGAAGCGGAAUUUUCUGCAGUGAUAGCAACCUAAAAAAGCAACAAAAAAACACCGAAUAAACUGGACAUAAGCAACACAUUUCGGGAGUCAUUGUUGCCUAUGAGCCCUGAAGGAACCGCCUCGUAGCAGAAAAACAAGCUCAAGAUUCUCAUUACUUUAUCGUUCUAGUGAUUUAAAAUGUUAAAUCACUUUAUAAUCAUUUUUUGGUGUAACUGUAUUUUAUUUUGAAGGUACGUUUAAAUACAAUUAAAUUAAAAUUAUUAAAUCAAAAUUAUCUAAAAUAUAAAGAAUCACUCACCGCCCCCCCCCCCAAUUUUCAGCGGGCCGCGGUAAAAAUUUUCAAACGGUGAUCGGUCCACAAUGAUAAAAAGGUUGGGGACCCCUGGACUUUAACUUUAAAUGACAAAUUCACCAUUUCCUAGCUCGUCAACUGUUUCAGAUUCAAGGCUGAUAAUCCCGGGACUCACUUCUGGCAUGCGCAUGCAGGCGUUCAGAGGGCCGACGGCUUGUACGGGCCGUUCAUCAUCCGCAGGCCUCCCGGGCGUGAGCCUCACUACCAUCUCUAUGACUACGACCUCUCGGAGCACGUCGUGGUCGUCACGGAUUGGCUGGCCGAGAUGACCGUCAACAGGUUUGCGGCACAUCACCAUGACGACGGGGACAACAAACCCGAACUGAUGCUGAUCAAUGGUUAAUGAUUUCGCUUAUGUUAAACUUCAUUUUGAUUUGUUUCUCAACCUCCUUUCUACAUAUUCUACCAUCUGGGAUGAUUGUCAACCUUAUUUUCCAGUUAAUGCAUAAUGGCUGUGUUGCUUGGGGUUGAAAUGGCCAGAAAGACUUUGCCAUUGUAUACUAGUAAUUAGUUUUUGUAGUGUUACGUUUGUUUUAAAUGUGGUAAAUUAUGUGGUAAAUUAUAGAUUUGUUUUUGUUGACUUUGUACCGCGCUUCUAGCCUUUGGGGAUGAAGCGUGUUUUUGAAAUGAACUUUAUUAUUAUUAUUUAUUAUAUUACUUAUCACUUUAUUGAUUUAAUCUUAUGUUUAAUACAUUAUUUCAAUGUAGUAACAUUAAUUGGUUCCCAAGUAACAUUAAUUGGUUCCCAAGUAACAUUAAUUGGUUCCCAAGUAACAUUAAUUGGUUCCCAGCAUUGAAGUCUUUUAUCGAAACUGCGCAAAAGAAUUUCCCAAUUGGGGGCCGCCCAUUAAAGUACGUCACGUUAUUUUUGACAAAUGUUAACACCCCCCUCCCCCUGUCACAAACUGGCACAAAACCUCGGACCCCCCCCCCCCCCCAAAGUACGUCACACUUGCGAACAAUUUUUUUUUUAAUUACCGUAACUAACACCUAAUUAAAAUUUAAUCUAAAACACACUUCACUAUUAAACUGUAUUAAAAUAUAAAAUUUCCUCUUAAAAGAACUAUCACGUUAUUAAAAUGACUUUAAUGGUAGAAUCGUUAAUUGUCAACAGUUGUCACAGUUAUUCAUUGAAGCAGUAACUCAAUCUAGAUUGAAUUUGAAAACAAUAAUUGCAAAAAUUAGACAAGACAAUUAUAUAAUACACAUCAUAUAUCUGCUGCUUUUUCAUUUACAAUAGGUGAGGAGGUCAAUUACAUUCCAAAAUUCUCGCUCAGUGAUAUAAUUAUGCAGCGGACAACAUAGAAAUAAUGAUACCUCAGACAUGACGAAAGCAAGUCUAUAACAUAAAACAAGGCAUCGCAACAGCACACUAGCGCUCCUAGCGAGAGGAAUCGUGAACAACACAUUCAGGAGAUAGGCAUUUCAUGCUAUUUUGACAUAAAACUAAUUCAAAUGUUUCACAAAAUGUUUAAAAAUUAUUUUUAAAGCUAUUACAUACUACUAAAAAAUAAAAAAUAAAAUACAAAAAUAAAUAAAUGUGUGACGUCACACAUGGCCUGACCACCCCCUUCCCCAUGUAACAAACUGUAACACUUUCUUACACCCCCCCCCCGGAGCGUGACGUACUUUAUGGACGGCGCCCUGUCAGCAAAUAUUACAGGAAAGCUAUUCUAUAAUUUUAAAAUCAAAAAAAAAAAAAGUACAAUUCAAAAAUGCGUGCGAGUUGAAAUUUAUUCUCGCAAUGCGAUUACGGCACUGUCAAGAGUACAAUCUAACGAUAUUCCAUGUCUAUUUUCAGGGAUGGGGAAAUAUCAAGAGUUCAAGGGCGACAACGGCACUUCCUAUUUCACACCCAGGGCAACAUUCACGGUGAAAGGCGGCAAGAAGUAUCGCUUCCGUGUGAUCAGCAGCGCCAUCAUGAACUGUCCAAUACAGGUUUGACCUUUUAACGACCUUGAACCUCUUGCUUUUUACGCAUAGUAGUCCCUUCAAUUAGUUAGUAAUCUUAUUUUCAGAUGGCUGGCCGAAUGGUCUAAACUGAGCAAACCUCAAGUUGGUGGUCUGGAGUUCAAAAUCCAGCCAAAGGCCAGUCAUACAAAAACAUCACCCCGAGUGGAUGAGACUCGUUAACCUUGGUCGGCAACUCAUCUAAGAGAAGGCAACUGUGACUUCAAACCCGAAAUUGGAGUCCCGCAAGACGCAUACAAUGACAAUUCCUGCAACCGUACCCAUCCCUGGUCGUCGUGACGUAGAGUCUUGCCCACUGGGUAUUGUGGGCCCGGACGAGAGAGUGAGGUUGACGCCGCGCAACUUUUAACAAAAGUCACCCGUGCAAGUCAUCAGUCACCGGACGACUCGAUGGUGAUCGUUGAUCUUCGACGGACGAACAAUAAUAUCUUAUAAACGGUUAUAUUAUUUUAAAAAAAAGACUCAAUUUGAUGAAUUUUUUUUUCAAAAUUUUUUUUUCAAUUGAAAGUGUAUAAAAAUGUAUUGAACGGUUUUAAUUGUAUGUACAAUGAACAAACGAUUGGUGCUUGUCGCCUCACAGUGCAGUUCUAAUAAAUAACCUAGUACUUUGAUGUCGAUACAGGGGUGUAGCUUAGAGUGACCAAACGUCUAUCAGGGCGCCUAAAUAUCCCGUUUCCAAAACCAAACAUAUUUUCAAAUCACUAAAACUUCUAGCUGUGCAGCCAGUGCCAGUAGUGAUUUCGGCUCGCGUGAUGGCUGCACUGUUUCCCCCUCCACCACUCUGCUGACGCUGCGAUCCGUGCCCAUAAUUCUUAAACUGAAAGAAUCUUUUCGCUCGUGAACAUUCAAUGGACAGACGAAAGAAAACAAGAUGAGAGUGGCGGCCCUUUCUGCAAUCCUGCAGGUUCUCUACAAUUUCGAAAUGGACUGUUUUAGUUUUGACAACUUUAUAUUAGAUAAGAUGGAGGUUUUAACAAUCGCUGGGACAAGAGCCAAAUAUAAUCAAUUGAAAUCCUAGACUCGAGAAAUGUAAUUUGUUGUGUUGUAUUAUGUUGUAAACUAUUUAUAAAUAAAUAAGUAUUCACUGAAAAAUUAUUGUUUACGUUUAUGAUAUGCCUCAGAGUGUAAAUUAAAUUACAAAAGUCAAGGUAAAUUUAUAAAGAUUUCUAGGUCUCAAAAUUGUUAAAAUGAGCAUAUUUCAAUAAACAGUUUCCGGUAGAGACCCCCGGACCCCUCUUUAGCCGGAGGGUAUCCCACUAAACCCUCCUUGGUUGUGGCCCUUUUUUUCCGGUUCAUGAUUUGGUCAACCUUGCGUAGCUAGGGGGGAAAUAAAGCUUCCCAAAUACGAUUUAGUCGGGCGACUCUGAGUGCGCGAAGAGAAUCGGUAUAAAUUAAAAUAACUUUUUAAUUCAAAUUUAUUUAAUUUUUAAAAAAAGUAAAUUUAAUGUAAAAAUAACGAUAACUUUACGUUGAUACAGCUAUUAAAUACAUUUACCUCCUGACCUUCAAUUAAUUUGUUUUUCUUCUUGUCAUUGUUAUACUGUUCACUUAUUUUAACAAGAAGAAUUCCAUCGUAGCAGUCUUGGGGGGGGGGGGCGGCGACACCAACACUAGCUACGCCACUGACUAGUAGCAGUAUUACAGUAAUAUUGCGUCCGACGCAUGUUCAAGGUGCGUGUGACUUAUCACAACCCCCCCCCUCCCCCCACCCCCCACCUCCCACCUCCCACCUCUCACCCCCCACCUCCCACCCCCCAACCCACAACUCCGCUACGCCGGUGGUUCAUCCAAUUUGCGAACUCCGGGGCUUACGCCAAAUGUGGGUUUUCGCCUGACGCCCCUUUGUUAAAUUCUAAAAAGUUCAAUUCUAAAUAGCCAAUAAAUAAACAUAAAGACAUAAAGGGUGGGGUAAGAAUCUAGUAAAUAGUAAACAGUAGCUACUCAAGUGUUUUCACCAAGCCCGCGAGAUUGAAGAUUGGAUGAAAAGUCGAACUACAAUGAUGGGUCUAUUAAUAUCGCAGGGCUUCUCCGCGGAGCCGAAGCGACCAAGAACGGGGCGCCAUGCCGAGGAAAUGUGGCACCGGGGCGGAUCGGUAAAAAUGCGAUUUGUGGCGCCCUUUGUUUCUGUUUUUUUUUUAAAUUUUAAUUUACUAUUAAGAUACUAUCUGAAAACGAUUUUGGCGCCAAUGGGCUCCUGUAUUAUUAGUAAUAUAUUUGGAACGGAAAAUAAUCCAGAUAUUGAUUUGAUUUUAAAAUUUAUGAAAGUUCAGUUGUGAUUUUUUUUUUGUUUUUUGUUUUUUUGCCAAUGGCGACUUAAUAUAUGUACAAUUAAAAUGAAACAAAAGAAAGUAUUGCUUCUCAUCAAUAUCUGGGACAUUCCGAUUUCUUCGCACAUUUUGUGAAAAUGUACAUUUUUUCAAUCAUUCAUUACGAGAUGGUUGUAAUUGUUUUCAAAGUUUUUGCUAUGUUGUUUAUUGAGGUAAAAACGUUCUGUCAAAUAUUUAAUAGCAGUAUCAAAUAUGGCAUUUAAAAUUUCGACACGAAUAUAUUAGGCAGGGUUCUCAAUAUAAUAGAUUCACAAUCAAAGGAAUAUCCGCUAGUUUUGGCAGCAUGCUGGAAACACUGGGCUGGUCACCAUUGGAGGAACGAUGACGUCUAUACAGGCUCUUCAUGAUGUACCGGUACAAGAUAAAUAAUAGAUUGGACCACUGCUCCAGCAUUGAACAGAAACUUGUCCCUCUCCCCCAUAGUAGCGAAGAGGCCAUGACAGGAAGUCCCGACACAUGCCAGCAAGAACCCAGUACAGGAACUGCCCAUUCCUACCUAAGACAAUCAGGGACUGGAACAAUAUUCCAAGGGGAACAGUUGAGGCGAGAACACUUGAAACAUUUGCGUCUAUUCCCAUAGGCUUUUCAACUCCCAGUUCAUGAUACCCUCACCGAGUGGCCCUUGCAACAAGUGAAAUAUCCUCUUUAACACCAGGCACAGAAACAUUGCAAAUCCCCUCUACAUGCAAAGGAGCCAGAAUGAUCAAUAAAUUGAUCGUGGGCUCUUAAUAUAAAGAAGAAGAAGAAAGGCGUCUAAGAAAAUUGUUGGGGUGUGCUGUAUGGUUGUAGCGUCUAUGAACAUUGUAGCUGUGUUCUGUAAGGUUUUAGCGUCAAUGAACACUGGUUGGGUAUAAUGUAUGGCUGUAGCGUCUACGAACAUUGUUGGGGUGUACUGUAUGGUUGUAGCGUCUACGAACAUUGUUGGGGUGUUCUUCUAUGAAGAUUAUAACCAUUUUGGCGCUUUGAAAAUAUAUUGGAAGAUUUGCUUAGUUAAGUUGAAUUACUAUAGCAAUCAUUGUUUUUUUGGUCAACUUUGUCAUUUUAGAUUUAUGAUACAAUUAUUUUGUGUGUGUGUUUUAACCUAAAAGGCAAGAGGGGUUCCAGAGUUGAUAUUUUCAGGGAGUGGGGUCAAUUAAAUACAAAAUUUGGGAAACUCUGACGUAAAGUUGACCGAAGUUGCUAUAAUUAUAAUAUAACAGUUGUAUUCUAAAUAAUGUUGACAGAUUUCAAUAGAGGGACACACCAUGACUGUCAUAGCAUCAGAUGGGAACUCAUUUGAGCCGAUCGUUGUGGACACAUUCAACAUUUUUGCUGGGGAGAGAUUUGACUUCGUGCUUUAUGCUGAUAAAAUGGAAACGCCGAGGUAUAAACCAUAAAUUAUAACCAUAAAUUAUAAAGCAUAAUGAAAUAUUAUAAUAUAAUAGUAAUAAAUACUGUAGCCGAAUGGAAACAGAAGAUCACAUCACUCCCCAAAGUCAUCGUUAGGUCGACAUGCAAGAAGUUGACGUCAGUCACAAAGACACUAAUUAACGUAAGUCACAACACAACAGUUUACAUCAGUCACAGCGUAAUAGUUUAGGUCAAUCACAACACAAUAGUUUAUGUCAAUCACAACACAAUAGUUUAUGUCAAUCACAACACAAUAGUUUAUGUCAAUCACAACACAAUAGUUUAUGUCAAUCACAACACAAUAGUUUAGGUCAAUCACAACACAAUAGUUUAUGUCAAUCACAACACAAUAGUUUAGGUCAAUCACAAGACAAUAGUUUAGGUCAAUCACAACACAAUAGUUUAUGUCAAUCACAACACAAUAGUUUAUGUCAAUCACAACACAAUAGUUUAUGUCAAUCACAACACAAUAGUUUAGGUCAAUCACAACACAAUAGUUUAUGUCAAUCACAACACAAUAGUUUAGGUCAAUCACAAGACAAUAGUUUAGGUCAAUCACAACACAAUAGUUUAUGUCAAUCACAACACAAUAGUUUAUGUCAAUCACAACACAAUAGUUUAUGUCAAUCACAACACAAUAGUUUAGGUCAAUCACAAGACAACAGUUUACAUCAGUCACAACACAAAAGUUGAUGAUAAUCACACACGUUUUAAAUCGUUUAACUUUACUUUGAACGGUCAUAUUUUUGGUUGUUGUUGAAACAUGAAAAGUCAAUGUUCUCCACAUGACAGGAAUUACUUGAUUAAAGUCCGUGGCUUGGCAGACUGCAAUGUCAAGGCCGCCAACCAGACCGCCAUUUUGAAAUACGAGGGAGCGCCUGACGCCCUGCUACCGGAAGCAACUCCAUCAAAUAUGUCACUUACUGGACUAGUACGGGGCUUUUAACAUUAUUUUAGGAAUUAAUCUUUCAAGAACAAAUUGAUAAAAAAAACUUAUCGUGGUCUGCUGUUGCCUCUUUUUUAAAAAAAAAUCACAGUGAAUAUUCCCAGCCCAGACUUGUUAAAAAUGUAAUCCCCAAAACCUUCUAAUUCUAAUCGCCAGCUCCUGAACCCUUGGAACGCCAAAGGCACGGCAACUCAAAUUGAGCUCACUCGCAUGGUCAACACUGAGCCUGAUGACGACACGCUGACGGCAGAGCCCAACAAGAAAUUUUACCUCGCGAUGGACUUCAACAAGAUAGACAACUCGCGCUUCAACAACCCCUCGUACUACCCUUUGUCAUCGGUGGUCAAGAAGAAACAGCUGUUCUCUCCCCAGAUCAACCAUAUUACGUCACUGCUGCCCGCCUCCCCGCCCCUCAGCCAGUAUGAUGACGUUCCAAAGGUAAAAGUAUUAGAUUAAAAGAAAUACCAGAGAAUCCAUCGCAAGACAUGACGGAAUGGAGUACCCGCUACGGUCCUCAAGGGUGUACGCACCGCUGAUCUGUUCUAUCAAGGGUGUACGCACCGCUGACCUGUUCUAUCAAGGGUAUACGCACCGCUGACCUGUUCUAUCAAGGGUGUAUGCACCGCUGACCUGUUCUAUCGAGGGUGCGUGCACCGCUGACCUGUUCUAUCAAGGGUGUACGCACCGCUGACCUGUUCUAUCAAGGGUGUACGCACCGCUGACCUGUUCUACCAAGGGUGUACGCACCGCUGACCUGUUCUAUCAAGGGUGUACGCACCGCUGACCUGUUCUAUCAAGGGUGUACGCACCGCUGACCUGUUCUAUCAAGGGUGUACGCACCGCUGACCUGUUCUAUCAAGGGUGUACGCACCGCUGACCUGUUCUAUCAAGGGUGUACGCACCGCUGACCUGUUCUAUCAAGGGUGUACGCACCGCUGACCUGUUCUAUCAAGGGUGUACGCACCGCUGACCUGUUCUAUCAAGGGUGUACGCACCGCUGACCUGUUCUAUCAAGGGUGUACGCACCGCUGACCUGUUCUAUCAAGGGUGUACGCACCGCUGACCUGUUCUAUCAAGGGUGUACGCACCGCUGACCUGUUCUAUCAAGGGUGUACGCACCGCUGACCUGUUCUAUCAAGGGUGUACGCACCGCUGACCUGUUCUAUCAAGGGUGCACGCACCGCUGACCUGUUCUAUCAAGGGUGUACGCACCGCUGACCUGUUCCAUCAAGGGUGUACGCACCGCUGACCUGUUCUAUCAAGGGUGUACGCACCGCUGACCUGUUCUAUCAAGGGUAUACGCACCGCUGACCUGUUCUAUGUGGUGUUAACCAUUUAACGUUUUUAUUGGUUUGUCCACAUUUCGAAAUCCUGUCGCUCUCAGAAACAGCCAGACACUGGAGUCCUUUAAAACCGAUUAAAAACACAUCUAUUUCGCAAACACCUUCUGGGGUGAUGCUAUCUACCAUCUUUUUCAGUUAAUGUAUAUUGGCUUGUGUGGCUUAUGGUUGAAACGGGAUGAAAGACUUUGACUGGGUAUGCUCGUAUGUAGUUUUAUAUUGUUGCGUCUGUUUUUAAAUGUGGUAAAUUUUAGAUUGUUUUAUUUUCUUUUUUUAAUGUGGUUGACUUUGUACCGCGCUUCGAGCUUUUGGGGAUGAAGCGUGUUUUUCAAAUAAACUUUAUUAUUAUUAUUAUUACUUAUGAAAACAGCUUUUUUUUAGACAUCAUUUUAUCCCUUACCAAGUCAGUAUAAAGGAAUAUCUUGGAAAACUCAGAUUAUCAAGACUUAUCAAGACUUUUUGUCUUACAAAUGCGUCAAUCAAAUACAUUUUUAAAAGGAACCACCCUUUUCUGUUGCCAGUAAGGCAUUGGUCGGCAAUCUGCGGCCCUUUGAAUUAUUAAGUGUUUUUACUUCUUUUUAUGAUGUUGAGUACCGUAUAAACAGCAACAUUCCCCCCCCCCCUUUUACCAGCAGCUCACUAAAUAACUUCUAAGCAGAUAUAAUUUAUAAAAUGGAUCUUAACCCUAAAAAUAGACUGAAGGUCCCCGAGUUAGGUCACUUUGACUUUAAAUCUUUCUAUGACGUCGGAUGUGUACACUUUGAUAAUAGAUGGUGGGCAAUAAUAAAGCCAUUUUAAAAUAAAAAUGCUCAGUUCGUCCAUUGAAAUUGAUCGAUAAAAAUUUAAACGUUGGAUUCCUGCAUGUUCUUUUUCUGUGUAUGGGUGUGCAGAUGGCCCAUGAGGCCAAUUUUGUCACGAAAUGCUCUGUGUGUAAUGUGUACAGGGGACAUCUCCGGGUACAGAGUUAAUUUAGCACCUUGUGACCGCUGUUCUGUCUGUUUCAUGUUUUAUGAAGCCUUUAUGUACGGAGGAACGCUCUUUGAACUUUCUUUUUGCUUCAUGUUGUAUGGAGCCUUCAUGAAAGGAGGAACACCACGAUGCUCGAGCUUUCACUGGGUCUUCCGAUGUGUCCGGGUUUAUUAUUGACACAGAAUCUCGACACCAACAUUUACUUAAGGACGGUCUUUGUUGUUCAGCAACUACCCAACAUCAAGAAUGAUCUAUUGGCUUGAACUCACCAUCCUCCUGAGCCGAACCUAUAGGACCAUCUUUCUUACGGCUGGGGAUAUGUUGCUGAAUUGGCUUAAAAUGUGUUAACACACUGUAAGCUCGAUGUUACACCAGCCUGGUUGUAACAUAUCGAAAGUUCGCUAUUAUUGUGUUGAGACUCUUCUACUGGUCUCUCCCAGGUGAGACCUAACCUCGACCCCCCACCUACUACAAGACCUUUUCUUACUCUCUGUGUCAAUUUGUUAUUAUUUUUUUUUAAAUGAGCAUUAAUUAUUUUCACAAGGACAAGUACUGCAAUGCUGAAACUGUACAGAAGCACUGUGAGCUGGAGUGGUGCGCAUGCGUGCACAUGUACCAGGUCAGCCUUGAUGACCUGGUGGAGCUGGUUCUCAUAGAUGAGGGCGUGACCUUUGACGCCAACCACCCAAUGCACCUUCAUGGCUACAAGUUCAGGGUCGUGGGAAUAGACAGGGUAAUCGCAUUGCAUAAAAAUCAAAUCUCUAUUAAAAUCGUGUUUGUUGUUUUAAAGUAAGUACCUCAAACUGUGUGCCACUUUGACGUCGGCCGAUAAUUUUUGCCUUUAAAAAAAGUUUGUUUAAAAUUGUAUUUUCUUUCUUGAUUAUGGAAAAGUCAUUUUGUGAGUUAUUUCCCUGUGUCAUGUGUAAUAUAUUUAUUUGAAUACUUUUUGUCAGUGCUAUUUGCCUUUUUUAAAUUGUUAUUUAUUUAUUUUAAAUUAUUGUUUACUUACUUUUUUAGGGGGGGGGGGCAAUUAUAUUUUUACCCACCCUUAUGACUACUUUUUUCCACAUUCCACCCAUCCGCUCUCCUUCAACUCACACGAGAAUUAAAAUGUUCGUUUGUUUUUGUGUUAAAGAUUAUUAUUCCAAAAUUUUUAGGUGAACACUUCCACUUCGCUGGCAGAAAUAAAAGCUAUGGACAAAAGAGGGGAGUUAAAAAGGAUAAAGACUAAGGCUCCACUGAAAGAUUCAGUUACCGUUCCUGAUGGAGGGUACACGAUCGUACGAUUCAAGGCAGACAAUCCGGGUAGGCUUACUAUGUCACGUCUUGUGCAAUGACAUCAAUUAAAAUUAAUGCAUCGAUUUUACAAUUAAAACUGACCGCAUGACCGGCUGACCACAUGAGUGACUGACCACAUGACCGGCUGACCCCAUGACCGUAUGACUGGCUGACCGCAUAACCGGCUGACCACAAUAGCGCCUUUCAAAGUGUACCUAUUAUCACAUUGGUCAUUCGCCGAUUUGUUUGUUCACUAUUUAAAAAAAAAAAAUUGAAACAAAUCUAAAGCUAGUUGUGCAGUGACAAUUUACAAAUUAUUUGUGGACAAUUUCCCUCCGAGUUGAACACAGGAAAAGAGAAAUAAAUUUCUAAGACUUUGUUAGUCGAUAUCAGAUGCAUGGAGACAGAGUCGUUGUCACCAUCAAUUAAUCUCAUAGUAAUAUUAUCAUAACCAACGUAUGGUAUUUUAUUACUAGAUAAAUGAAGACAGGUUGGCACCAUCAAUUAAUCUCAUAGUAUAAGACGUCUUAUUAUUAUUAUUAUUAUUACUAUUAUUAUUAUCGUAACCAACAUACAAUAUAACAUGUCGAUACCACAUGGACCUUACCGUUGACCUAGUUAGUAGCUGUCAUUUAACUCUUACCACCAUCUCUUUGCCCCUCGCCCCCCCCCCCCCCACCACCGCCUAGGUAUCUGGUUCCUCCACUGUCACAUUGAGUUCCAUGUAGAGAUCGGUAUGGGGCUGCUGUUUCAGGUGGGAACCAAGGAACAGUUCCCUAAACCACCAAGAAACUUCCCGACAUGCGGGAACUGGCUGUACGACGACGACGCGGCUGGUGGUGUGACGUCACAGGGCAAUGUUACUAGGAAUUCGGGAGGGUCAAGGACGUUUAGUCUGUUUGGUUUUAUCGUUAUAUUUACUUCGAAAUGCUUAUUUAAUUAACAUACUUUUUUAUAUACCAAUGUCAAAAAAGAUAUUAUCCUGAAUUGUGUCCUUGUACAGGCAUAUAUAAUGUCUUACACUAUUGUACAUAAUGUGUAUAUAAUGUAUUUAUUUUUCGAAUUCCAUGAUACAUUGAAUACUCUUAGUUCAAAUAUUUGAUGUACUUUACAUGAUGCAGUACUGAUGAAAUUCAAAAAAAAAAAGGGUUCAACAGAAAUAACUUAUGCUUAAAGUCUUUUUUUUAUAGCUACGAUUUAACUUAAAUUGAGUGGGGUUUGUUGGUUUGUCUUGGGUGGAUCUAUAUAAUUUCUAACAUACCAACACAGCCGAACUAUAUAAUUUCUAACAUACAACACACAGUGCUAUAUAAUUUCUAACAUACCAACACAGCCGAACUAUAUAAUUUCUAACAUACAACACACAGUGCUAUAUAAUUUCUAACAUACCAACACAGCCGAACUAUAUAAUUUCUAACAUACAACACACAGUGCUAUAUAAUUUCUAACAUACCAACACAGCCGAACUAUAUAAUUUCUAACAUACAACACACAGUGCUAUAUAAUUUCUAACAUACCAACACAGCCGAACUAUAUAAUUUCUAACAUACAACACACAGUGCUAUAUAAUUUCUAACAUACCAACACAGCCGAACUAUAUAAUUUCUAACAUACAACACAACGUGCUAUAUAAUUUCUAACAUACCUACUCUCCUGUACUAUAUAAUUUUUAACGUACCUACUCACCUGAAUUAUAUAAUUGAUAACAUACCAACACACCAGCACUAUAUAAUUUUUAACAUACCUACUCACCUGUACUAUAUAAUUUCUAAAAUACCAACUCACCCGUACUAUAUAAUUUCUAACAUACAACACAGCCGUACAAUAUAAUUUCAAAUAUACCAACACACAAGUACUAUAUAAUUUCUAACAUACCACCACACCAGCACUAUAUAAAUUCUAACAUACCAACACACCAGUACGAUUUAAUUUCUAACAUACCAACACACCGUGCUAUAUAAUUUCUAACAUAUCUACUCUCCUGUACUAUAUAAUUUUUAACAUACCUACUCACCUGAAUUAUAUAAUUGAUAACAUACCAACACCCAAGUACUAUAUAAUUUUUAACAUACCUACUCACCUGUACUAUACAAUUUUUAACAUACCUACUCACUUGUACUAUAUAAUUUCAAACAUACCAACACACCCGUACUAUAUAAUUUCUAACAUACCAACACACCAGUACUAUAUAUUUUCUAUCAUACAACACACCAGUACUAUAUAAUUUCUAACAUAAUACCACCACACGUGUACCAUAUAAUAUCUAACAUACCAACACACCUGUACUAUAUAAUUUCUAACAUACCAACACACCAUUACUAUAUAAUUUCUAAUAUAACAACACACCUGUACUAUAUUAUUGCUAGCAUACCAACACACCAAUACUAUAUAAUAUCUAACAUAACAACACACCUGUACUAUAUUAUUGCUAACAUAGCAACACACCUGUACUAUAUUAUUGCUAACAUACCAACUAACCCGUAAAAUACAGGUGGUUAUUGUUGUUUUUAGCAAAUAACACAAUUAACACAUAUCGUGAUUAAGGAUGUCAUAAUCGAUUUCAGCUUUAUAUACACAUAAAUAAAUAUUUGGUUUCAACUUUAAAAAAAACACAAAUUUAAAGUAAAUUGAUUUAGUGUACAAUUAAGAUAGUUCAGUACACAAGAAAGCAUUUCUUUUCAUCAAUAUCUUGGACAUUCCGAUUUAUUUACAAGUUUUGUAAAAAUGUACAUUUUUUUCAACCAUUCAUUAAGUAAUUAUUUGUACAAGUUUUUGCUAAGUAGUUUAUUGAGCUAAAAACGUUCUGUCAAAUAUUUAAUAGCAGCAUCGAAUAUGGCAUUUAAAAUUUUGACUCGAAAAUGUUAGGCAGAAUUAUCAAUAAAUUAGAUUCACAGUCAAACUGCCUUUUCUUGCGAAGAACACUUAACUUUUUAGGUUGAAAAACUGGCUAAAACAAUCAUUUCUAAAAGUUACCUUUGAGUCCUGAAAUUUUUUUUUCUCUGAGUAUUAAAAAAAGUUUAAGCUCCUUAAUUAAGUCUAAAAAAAUUCAAAUUACUAGUUUCUAAAAAAAAAGCAAAUUAAGGCAAAAAUAAAUAAUAGUAAAAAAAUAAAGCCCAACAUCAAAUUCUCAUGAUAACGAUCUUAUUCCUACACGGUCCAAUAGUGCACCCCCCUCCCCCCUUUUUUUUUACCAACUCAGUGAUCUUAUUCCUGCACGUUCCAAUAGUACCCCUCCCCCUCUCAAUUCAGUGAUCUUAUUCCUACACGUUCCAAUAACACCCCCAACGCCAAGUCGGGCGUUUCUUAAUUAACUUUGACAAUAAGUUCUUACACAACUUAUUCCCCCCCCCCUUUUUCCCCAAAUAUAAAUAAAUAAAAUCAAAUUUCAUGUUUGCAAAAUAAGUCUUGAGGUAAAGAUGCAUUUUAAUGAUUAAAAAAAAAAUUAAAUUUAAAAAAAAAACUAUUUAAAUUUGAAUGCCAUUUGUAAAGGAGGAGAAACUGACUUAAACUAAACACUGAGCUCUAUCUGCACUGUUUAUCCAAAGUAUCCUAAUUAUUAAUUAAUCUUUACAAAUUAUAUUGAUCAUUUGUCUUUUAAUUCCAAGUAUAGGGCCUGACCACCAACCAAAAUAUUAUUAAGAUUUCCAUUAACUUUAUUGUCAUCAAUAAAUGACCCUAAUGUUUUCACAAAGAGACUACAUUUUAAAACAAUUUGUUUUUAGGUGGUCUCAAUAAUUCUUUUAAAUAUACUAAUGCUCUUAUAACUUUGGGCCGUUUUGGUUGUACCUUAUUGACCUAAUAACAAAGAAGAGCAUACUAUUAAUUUAUUUGUAUAAAACUUGUUUUCAGUGAAUUUAGUAGUAAUGUUUUGGG
This is a messenger RNA of Lymnaea stagnalis (great pond snail), 28551 nucleotides long. Lineage: Eukaryota; Metazoa; Mollusca; Gastropoda; Lymnaeidae. The record is from the annotation of a GenBank genome assembly.